Nerophis lumbriciformis (worm pipefish) is the source of this 1290-nucleotide messenger RNA. The record is from RefSeq and is a predicted model, not a curated record. NCBI's taxonomy places the organism in Eukaryota, Metazoa, Chordata, Actinopteri, Syngnathiformes, Syngnathidae.
UGUUUCUUUUAUAGUCUAAAAAUGAACCAACAAGCGGACAACUGGACGUUGCACAAUAGCUCGUCAGAGGAGGAGAAGGAGGCCAUUUCCCCCAGGAGCAAUGUCACCUACGUGGGAUUUUACCUGCACCACCCAUCCACGGCAGCCAUUUUCAUAGUGUCCUACCUGCUCAUCUUCUUGGUGUGCAUGGCAGGAAAUGGCGUGGUGUGUUUUAUCGUGCUGCGCAGCCGCAACAUGCGUACCGUCACCAAUUUGUUCAUCCUCAACUUGGCCAUCAGCGAUCUCCUGGUGGGAAUCUUCUGCAUGCCCACUACGCUUCUUGAUAACAUCAUUACAGGGUGGCCCUUUGGAAGCUUGGUGUGCAAAAUGAGCGGCAUGGUACAAGGUAUCUCCGUGUCGGCGUCUGUCUUCACCCUGGUGGCCAUCGCCGUUGACAGAUUCCGCUGCAUCGUCUACCCAUUCAAGCAGAAGCUUACCAUCUCCACCGCCACCUUAAUCAUUGUCAUCAUCUGGGUGCUGGCCAUCUCCAUCAUGUGUCCCUCUGGCGUGAUGCUACAGGUGACGCAGGAGCAAAGCAUCCGAGUGCUGCUGGGCUACGACAACAAAUCCACUCCUUUUUACUGGUGCAGGGAGAACUGGCCCAACCAGGAGAUGCGCAAGAUCUACACCACCGUCUUGUUCGCCAACAUCUACCUGGCGCCACUCUCCCUCAUUGUGGUUAUGUACGCACGCAUCGGGAUCACGCUUUUCAAGACCGCCAUGCCCACCGAGGGCAAACCGGGUCAGGACAACCGCCACGGCGUUUCCAAGAAGAAGCAGAGGGUGAUCAAGAUGCUUCUAAUUGUGGCCUUGCUCUUCAUCCUGUCCUGGUUGCCGUUGUGGACCCUCAUGAUGUUGAGCGACUACGCCAGAUUGACGGAGCAGCAGUACCGCAUUGUCAACAUCUACAUUUACCCCUUCGCGCACUGGCUGGCCUUCUUCAACAGUAGCGUCAACCCCAUCAUCUACGGGUUCUUCAACGAGAACUUCCGCAGAGGAUUUCAGGUGGUCUUCAAGUUCAGCCUGUGCGCGGCAGACGGGCAGCGGAGGAAAACUUACUCGCACCGCCUGCAGCAGAACUCGGUGCUGCCGGCCAAUAACGCGCAAACCUCCUUGGAACCCAUCUCGCUCAACAGCUUAGACAAAAGCAGCUCCAGGAGGAAUCGCCAAGUGGCCGAGCAGGACUUGGUUUUGGAAGACUUGGAAAAGGGCUCCUGCAGUAGUGGCGGCGUGACGGCCGUGUCCAUUUGA